UGAAGGCGGGACCAGAGUUGGGUUUCCGCUCUUUAUUACCGAUCACCAUGUCGCUGGAAGACAUCAUAGAACGUUGGAGCAGAAUCGACACCAACACAAAGAGUUUAGUCGAGCUCCACUAAGGGUAUCAAAAAAACCGACUCGACUGACUGUGGACACAAUCACAUUUGGUUUGAGAAAUCAGAGGGGAAAAAGCAUCAAAAUGAUCCUCAAAACUUUCCUCUUUGUACUUCUAAUUCUUGGUACAACUGCUGAGGGAAGCCAACAACAUCGCAGCAGUGGUAGAAAACUCCUCCAGAUCACUGUGGACGGACAAAACCCAUCAGGCGGGGCCACCGACAGCGCGGCCACCGACGCCACCGACAGCGCGGCCACCGACAGCGCGGCCACCGACAGUGCGGCCACCGACGCCACCGACAGCGCGGCCACCGACAGCGCGGCCACCGACAGUGCGGCCACCGACGCCACCGACAGCGCGGCCACCGACGCCACCGACAGCGCGGCCACAGACAGCGCGGCCACCGACAGCGCGGACACCGACGCCACCGACAGCGCGGCCACCGACAGUGCGGCCACCGACGCCACCGACAGCGCGGCCACCGACAGUGCGGCCACCGACAGCGCGGCCACAGACAGCGCGGCCACCGACAGCGCGGACACCGACGCCACCGACAGCGCGGCCACCGACGCCACCGACAGCGCGGCCACCGAUGCCACCGACAGCGCGGCCACCGACGCCACCGACAGCGCGGCCACCGACAGUGCGGCCACUGACGCCACCGACAGCGCGGCCACCGACAGCGCGGCCACCGACGCCACCGACAGCGCGGCCACCGACGCCACCGACAGCGCGGCCACCGACGCCACCGACAGCGCGGCCACCGACGCCACCGACAGCGCGGCCACCGACAGUGCGGCCACUGACGCCACCGACAGCGCGGCCACUGACGCCACCGACAGCGCGGCCACCGACAGUGCGGCCACCGACGCCACCGACAGCGCGGCCACCGACAGCGCGGCCACCGACGCCACCGACAGCGCGGCCACCGACGCCACCGACAGCGCGGCCACCGACAGUGCGGCCACUGACGCCACCGACAGCGCGGCCACUGACGCCACCGACAGCGCGGCCACCGACAGUGCGGCCACCGACGCCACCGACAGCGCGGCCACCGACAGCGCGGCCACCGACGCCACCGACAGCGCGGCCACCGACGCCACCGACAGCGCGGCCACCGACAGUGCGGCCACUGACGCCACCGACAGCGCGGCCACCGACAGCGCGGCCACCGACAGCGCGGCCACCGACGCCACCGACAGCGCGGCCACCGACGCCACCGACAGCGCGGCCACCGACGCCACCGACAGCGCGGCCACCGACAGUGCGGCCACUGACGCCACCGACAGCGCGGCCACCGACAGUGCGGCCACCGACGCCACCGACAGCGCGGCCACCGACAGCGCGGCCACCGACGCCACCGACAGCGCGGCCACCGACGCCACCGACAGCGCGGCCACCGACGCCACCGACAGCGCGGCCACCGACGGCACCGACAGCGCGGCCACCGACGCCACCGACAGCGCGGCCACCGACGCCACCGACAGCGCGGCCACCGACGCCACCGGCAGCGAGGCCACCGACGCCACCGGCAGCGAGGCCACCGACGCCACCGGCAGCGAGGCCACCGACGGCGAGGCCACCGACGGCGAGGCCACCGGCAGCGAGGCCACCGACGCCACCGGCAGCGAGGCCACCGACAGCGAGGCCACCGACGCCACCGAGGCCACCGACAGCGAGGCCACCGACGCCACCGACAGCGAGGCCACCGACAGCGAGGCCACCGACGCCACCGACAGCGAGGCCACCGACGCCACCGACAGCGAGGCCACCGACGCCACCGGCAGCGACGCCACCGGCAGCGACGCCACCGACAGCGAGGCCACCGACGCCACCGAGGCCACCGACAGCGAGGCCACCGACGCCACCGACAGCGAGGCCACCGACGCCACCGACAGCGAGGCCACCGACGCCACCGACAGCGAGGCCACCGAUAGCGAGGCCACCGACGCCACCGACAGCGAGGCCACCGACGCCACCGACGCCACCGACAGCGAGGCCACCGACAGCGAGGCCACCGACGCCACCGACAGCGAGGCCACCGACGCCACCGACAGCGAGGCCACCGAUAGCGAGGCCACCGACGCCACCGACAGCGAGGCCACCGACGCCACCGACGCCACCGACAGCGAGGCCACCGACAGCGAGGCCACCGACGCCACCGACAGCGAGGCCACCGACGCCACCGACAGCGAGGCCACCGAUAGCGAGGCCACCGACGCCACCGACAGCGAGGCCACCGACGCCACCGACAGCGAGGCCACCGACGCCACCGACAGCGAGGCCACCGAUAGCGAGGCCACCGACGCCACCGACAGCGAGGCCACCGACGCCACCGACAGCGAGGCCACCGACGCCACCGACAGCGAGGCCACCGACGCCACUGACAGCGAGGCCACCGACGGCGAGGCCACCGACAGCGAGGCCACCGACGCCACCGACGGCGAGGCCACCGACAGCGAGGCCACCGACGCCACCGACGGCGAGGCCACCGACGGCGAGGCCACCACUGACGGCGAGGCCACCACCGACGGCGAGGCCACCACCGACGGCGAGGCCACCACCGACGGCGAGGCCACCACCGACGGCGAGGCCACCACCGACGGCGAGGCCACCACCGACGGCGAGGCCACCACCGACGGCGAGGCCACCACCGACGGCGAGGCCACCACCGACGGCGAGGCCACCACCGACGGCGAGGCCACCACCGACGGCGAGGCCACCACCGACGGCGAGGCCACCACCGACGGCGAGGCCACCACCGACGGCGAGGCCACCACCGACGGCGAGGCCACCACCGACGGCGAGGCCACCACCGACGGCGAGGCCACCACCGACGGCGAGGCCACCACUGACGGCGAGGCCACCACCGACGGCGAGGCCACCACUGACGGCGAGGCCACCACUGACGGCACAGACGUCACAGGCACCCCAGAUGAAGUCUCAGUGACUGAAACAAUUGCUGAAGAGGCAAUCCGAAGAGCAGGAGAGACAGCUGUGGCAGCAUCCGCAACUGCUGCAUCAGCUGCGGCAUCGUUGGCAAGCUCGGCUACGGCAGCAACGGCUGCAGUUUCAGGAGGAUCCCCGCAAGCGGAAGCAGCUGCAGAAGAUGCUUCGUCUGCUGCAGAAGAGGCAGCCACUGCUGCGUCCUCUUUUUUACAAGGCACAAUAAAUGCAACAGAAGCAGCGGCAGCAGCGGACAAUGCAGCAGACGCCUCCGAAAUUGCUGCACAAACAGCGGCAGAAACUGCGGCACGAGCAAGCGGGGACAUGGCCUCAUUCGCACAACAACUCUCCGCAGCAGCAGAAAAUGCAGCAACCGUAGCGAGAUCAGCCGCAACGACGUCGGCCUUAGCAGCAAAUGGAGUUACUCCAGAAAAUGCAACAGAUGUCAUAGAAGCUGCAAGAAAUGCAAGCCAAGAGGCUGAGAUGGCAGCUCAAGAACUCCAGGUUUUACUUAAUUCAGAAGACUUACCGCCAGAAGUAGAGGCCAGCGUAAUACAAGCCAUACAGGCGGCCGAAAGCUCAGCUGCAUUGGCACAACAAACAGCAGCUCAGGCUCAAGAUGCACUUGACACAGCAGACCGAGCUGUGGCACCAACUGGAGGAGAUGUGGAGGCUGAGCUCGCUGGGCAAUUAGCUAUUGCACAAGUACAAAAUGCAGCGCAAAGCGCAAGCGCAGCUGCAGCCAUGGCAGCCGAAGCGGCGGGAGCACCAUCGGCAGCUGUCCAAGCUUCAAGAGCAGCCUCCCUCGCGGCCGCAGCGACGUCCCUCGCGGCUUCGGCGGCGCAAGCUGCGGGAGCCGAUCGCGACCUCAUCGAUGCCGCCUUGGAUAGCGCAGUCGCAGCAAAUGAGGCGGCUUUAUUAGUUGCAAAUGGAGGAGCAGAGCCACAGGUGGCUCGAGAUGCCGCAGCAAGAGCAGCAGACGCGGCAGAAGCGGUGGCUCUCGACGCACAAGACGCAGCGUCACUAGGAAGGAUUGAUGUCGAAGCGGCACAGGUCUCGCUCGACGCGGCGGCUGCGGCCAGACAAGCGGCGAUGGCGGGACCGGAGGAAUUUUCUACCAUUGCGGCACAAUUUGUGACAACAUCAAGGAAUGCUUCAGAACUAUUUAGUAGUCAACGGUCAUCCAUGCUAACACCUGACAUGUUUGAAGCCUUCCAGGAAGCAGAACAGGUCGCCUUGCUGGCAGAAGCUGCAGGAAUCAUAGCAGGAACUGCGGACGAUUCCGAAGGCGCACAAGCGUUAGCGAGAGCUGCAACAGCAACAACAGAAGCGACGAGGGAAAUGAUACGAAACCUCCCGGAAGGAACCGCGUUUAGCUUGGCACAAAGGUCAUUAGUGGCCAGUUUGACAGCCUCAGUCGCAGCAGUAACCGCAACGACCUCGGCGGCGGCCGCGGCCGCCGGCGCAGGAGCGACGGCCAGAACCGCGUUAACCGCCGCAGAGGGAGCGGCGAACGCUGCUACAGCGCUGAGUAAUAACGAGGAUACCGGUGCCAUAAAUGUAACAGUGAAUGCCGGACUUUCAGCGUCCCGCGAAGCCACUAACGCAGCUGACGCAGCCGUGACAGCGUCGCAAUCUGGGUCGGCCGUGGACGUGCAGAUGGCGAGCCUGGCGGCGGAGGCAGCUGGAAUAGCGUCCAGGCUAACUGGAGCUGCAGAAAGUGUCGCCUCUGAUGCAGCAACAACGCAAACCUUGAUGGAUGCCUCCGAAGUGGCCACAGAAGUCAACAUGGACUGGAUAGAUUUGGUCACAGGUCUGCAAGACUUGUCAAAUUCUUCCCAAGUAGACUUCAGGGAGCUUGUGGAUCGGCUGGCGAUCCUGAGUGUGGCGUCCACAACGCAGGUGGCCACUGACUUUAACAGACAGGCGGCAGAGCUCGCUGUCAUGACAACCAUGUUGGGCCGACCCCUCAACAUCGGGACGAACACGAUGCAAUCUCUGGCGUCUGCGACGGCCUCGAGCGCAAAUGUCGCAGUGAGAGCGGCCGACACGGCGUUGGCCACGGCUACGCAAACAAACGGCGCUAAUGUCCAGAUGCUCUCAUUCACCGCCGCGCUCGGCGCCGCCGUGCUCGCGCUGAUAUUGUGAAGCGUGUUUUAAAUCAAGGACUUGUGAAUUUAGAGGAGAAAGCCAUCUAUUUAUGCUUGUGUUGUACUGUAUGUAUUAAAUAUGCACCACAUCAUUAUUCAAUCACACUGGCAAAAGAUAAAUAAUUGUAUCUGUUAGGACGCCAUCCUGAAAGUCAGUGCGAAUAAAAGAAACAAUGAGUGCAUGAAUUGUGCUUCGACUUCUAUGGUGAUGCGCUACAAAUAGUGCUUUUACAUUGUGUGUAAAAUCUGACUAAAUAAGUGAUAAGUUCACCUGUCCUCGCACAUGACCGUGAAGCCAAGCAGAGCAUCCCAAAGAGGAAAAUGUGCGCAGCAGCCAAUUCAUCACUUGCUAAUGACAACGACAGCCAAUGAAAUUGUGGUCUGUGCGCACUCGUUUGGGAUGACCGUAGCAUGGCGGGACAGCUGCUCUGUUUCAAGCGUUUCAAUGUUUUUGGAAGUGUUGUUCCUUUCUUUGCCAGACAAUAAAAACCACUGGACUGAU
Phycodurus eques (leafy seadragon) is the source of this 5716-nucleotide messenger RNA. Its product is annotated as serine-rich adhesin for platelets-like. The transcript is spliced from 3 exons. NCBI's taxonomy places the organism in Eukaryota, Metazoa, Chordata, Actinopteri, Syngnathiformes, Syngnathidae. The record is from RefSeq and is a predicted model, not a curated record. Bases 203 to 5212 code for a protein of 1669 amino acids.